UCCUUCCUCCUCCCUCGCUCCUCCGACCUCUACUAAUAAAGAAGAGAGAAGACAAACGCCGGCCGAGCCGAAGACUCCCCACCCCCUCUCUCCUCACUCCUUCCACCUCACACUCUCUCUCUCUCUCCCUCUUGGCGCGCGCGCGCGCGAGUGGCGCCAGGAGCUUCGGCUUCCGCUCCGCCGACGGCGGGUGGGGCCCCGGGCGCGCGGAGGAGGCGGUUUGGUCCGGUAUCCAUGGCGGGGCAGCAGCCGCCGACCGGAGGAGCCGAGGACGACUUCUUCGAGCACUUCUUCAGCAUCCCCUCGGCGGCCGGAGGAGGAGGAGGAGGAGGCGGCGGCGGCGGCGGCGGUAUAGGGUCGGGCGACCACCCCUUCCCGCUCGCGCUCAGCCUCGACGCCGCCGCCGACGGCGCCGGCGGCGCCCGGCGCCUCCUCGACGGCCCCGACGUCGGCAGGACGGACCGGGACGGGGUGCAGCUCGCCGGCCUCUUCGCGCCGGUGUUCGGCGGCGCCGGCGGAGUCCAGCCGCCGCACCUCCGCGCCCCGCCGCCUCCCCAGGUGUUCCACGGGCAGCCCAAGCCCGGUGAGGGGGCCAUGGCUGCGCCACAGCCGCAGCAGCCACCGGCGCCACGGCCAAAGGUGCGGGCGCGCCGUGGGCAGGCCACUGAUCCCCACAGUAUUGCUGAGAGGCUAAGGAGAGAGAGAAUAGCCGAAAGGAUGAGGGCCCUGCAGGACUUGGUCCCUAACACAAACAAGACAGACAGGGCAGCUAUGUUAGAUGAAAUCCUUGAUUAUGUGAAGUUUCUUCGGCUUCAAGUAAAGGUUCUGAGUAUGAGCAGACUGGGUGGUGCUGGUGCAGUUGCGCAGCUGGUUGCUGAUAUUCCAAUCUCAGUUAAGGGGGAGGCAAGUGACAGUGGGAGCAAACAACAGAUUUGGGAAAAGUGGUCAACAGAUGGCACAGAAAAGCAGGUAGCAAAGCUGAUGGAAGAAGACAUCGGAGCAGCGAUGCAAUUCCUCCAAUCCAAAGCACUAUGCAUGAUGCCAAUCUCUCUUGCAAUGGCAAUCUAUGACACACAACAUUCGCAGGACGGCCACUCAGUGAAGCCUGAACCCAACACUCCUUCAUAGUAUAGUAACAGCAACACUAGCAUUCACACCUACUACUACUAGGCGUCGACCUAUCCAAAGUGUAGGAUAUACUGGACAUUUUGAUUUGCUAACUGGAAAAGGCCUAAGGAUCCUCUCCUCUCAAAGUAGUACCCAUGGUAUAUGAUGUCUCCUCUUUUCUUCUUUUCUUCAAAGUUGCUUUGAUUACAAAGAUAUGGUAAGCGAUGUUCUCAUGCUCCUACAUCUUUCAAUGCCUCUAUCGAGUGUGAGUGAUGGGUAGAGCUACCAAAGAGUCUGGCAUGCUCUCAUAUCGUUUCCUUUUGGGUCUGUAGUGCACUAGCCAUACACUUUGUGGUGGGGUCGGUCAGUCUUUUGGUAGUGGACGUUUGGACUAAUGAAAAGAGGCUGAUGUAUGUGUCUAAGUCUGCACAAAUGGUUGACACAAUUUAAAAGAAUGUUCAGCUGGAAGAUGAUGUUGACGGUGAAUGGUGGUGCAAUUUCUUGUCUUUUUUUUUUUCCAAAGCAGUAAUGGAUGUUUUAGUCAAUGGAGGCCAAGCGUGUAUUAAUCUGGUUGCUAGUGGGAGCGUGCUCCUUAUGUGCUUUACUUUUCUGCCUGCAAGUCAUAGUCUUGAUAAGAACCUGGCCUCUUAAAGUUUUAGCCUCUAUUGUAUUAUUGGUUCGCUCAUGAAACCAUACAUAUCAUCUGUGCUGACUUAACAUGUGUUAAGGAUUUGUACUGCCA
This is a messenger RNA of Oryza brachyantha (malo sina), 1849 nucleotides long. RefSeq names its product transcription factor UNE12-like. Gene Ontology annotation, cellular component: nucleus. The transcript has 7 exons. Gene Ontology annotation, molecular function: RNA polymerase II cis-regulatory region sequence-specific DNA binding; protein dimerization activity; DNA-binding transcription factor activity, RNA polymerase II-specific. The coding region runs from base 235 to 1128 and encodes 297 amino acids. Gene Ontology annotation, biological process: regulation of transcription by RNA polymerase II. Lineage: Eukaryota; Viridiplantae; Streptophyta; Magnoliopsida; Poales; Poaceae. The record is from RefSeq and is a predicted model, not a curated record.